CGAUUCUUCAAACGAAAUGGUGGGUUGUUGUUGCAACGACAAGUUUCUUCUCAUAAAGUUGCUGUUGAGAAAAUAAAAAUUUUCACUUCUAAGGAAUUAGAGAAGGCGACUAACAACUUCAAUAAGAAUACAAUUCUUGGUCAAGGAGGUCAAGAAACAGUUCAUGAAGGUAUGUUAAAUGAUGGAAGAAUUGUUGCAAUUAAAAAGUCCAAAAUAGUUGAUGAAAACCAAUUAGAGCACUUCAUUAAUGAGAUUGUGAUUCUUUCUCAAAUCAACCAUAGGAACAUGGUAGGGAUUUUGGGCUAUUGUUUGGAGACAGAAGUGCCUCUAUUGGUUUAUGAGUUUAUUUCUAAUGGAACUUUAUUCCAACUUAUCCAUAAUCAAAAUAGUGAAUUUCCACUUUCAUGGGAAAUGCGUUUACAAAUUGCUUCAAAGGUAUCAGAAGCACUUUCUUAUUUACACUUGGGAUGUUCCAUAUCUAUUUAUCAUAGAGACAUCAAGUCUACCAAUAUACUAUUAAAUGAUAAAUAUAGAGCAAAAGUGUCAGACUUUGGAACAUCAAGGUCCAUUUCCAUUGAUCAAACUCAUUUGACUACUCUUGUCCGAGGGACUUUUGGCUACUUGGACCCAGAAUUUCAAUCAAGCCAGUUUACUGAAAAAAAUGAUGUAUAUAGUUUUGGAGUUGUUCUUGCUGAACUUUUAACUGGGCAAAAGCCAAUUUCAUCUACAAGAUCAUCAGAAGAAAAAAGUUUGGCAACACUUUUCAUUUUAUCCUUACAAGAGUCUCGUUUAUUUGAUAUUCUUGAUGCUCAAGUUGUGAAGGAAAGUCGGGAAGAAGACAUCAUGACAUUUGCUAAGCUUGCAGGGCGAUGCUUAAAUUUAAAUAGAAGAAAAAGACCUACAAUGAAAGAAGUUACAAUGGAAUUAGAGAACAUUAGAGUGUCUGCCCUACAUUUGAAUGUUGAUCAAAAUUUCUAA
Messenger RNA from Vitis riparia (riverbank grape), 978 nucleotides. RefSeq names its product wall-associated receptor kinase-like 1. Gene Ontology annotation, molecular function: protein serine/threonine kinase activity; ATP binding. Gene Ontology annotation, biological process: cell surface receptor signaling pathway; protein phosphorylation. Gene Ontology annotation, cellular component: plasma membrane. NCBI's taxonomy places the organism in Eukaryota, Viridiplantae, Streptophyta, Magnoliopsida, Vitales, Vitaceae. The record is from RefSeq and is a predicted model, not a curated record.